UUUCUAGAUCGCGGAUGUGUGCGCGAUCUCGCGGUUCCAAUUGGAAAUUUUCUAAUUUCUUUUGCAACAUAUAUACGUCGAUAAAUACAUACGUACAUAUAUAUCCACUGCACGGCGACACAGUGAGAAAGUGACAAAGCGGCGGUGGCAAGAAAGGAGAAGAAAGCAACUGCAUAUGCGAUUUUCUAUUAUUUAUUGUUGCUCGUUCUUCGUGCGUUCUCUUCUAGUGUGUGCGUGUGUGUUGGUGUGCGUGGGCGCGAGCGAAUAAAUAUUAAAGCGGAAUGAACGAUCAGCAGCAACACUACUACCACCAGAGCGGCUGGAAGACGUCCGCAGCGGCGGUCAACAGCCAUGGGAAUUCGUUAUCAGACAGCCGGGAUUACGAUACGAACUCGUCCCGCACCUCGCUCUCCGGCUCCCCGCCCGCCGGUGCCGCCUCCUCCUCGUCGUCGGGCGCGUCAUCCGUUUCCCUGGACUUCGAGGGCGGCUUCGGUAUCGGUAGGCCGCUGGCGCAGCUGCUCACACCUAAGCUGGAAUCGGACAACGCCAUCAAUCACGGCGACAGCUAUAGCCUGUACGGCAACUCCACCAGCGGGGCGGAGCAACAGGUGCUGAAUCUGGAGCUAGCGACCACAUACAAUGCCCUGUUCACGCAAGAUGCUGGAUCAACACCUGCUCACACACAUCCACCAACAGUAACGACGGCUGUGGAGGCGACGGCAGAUGACAUUUUCAUCCUGCCGCCCCCCAAUCCGACGCCUCUGCCCAUCACUGUCAUACCCAUUACAUACCAUCAUCACACCGCCAGCAGCGCUGCCGAAUCCCUCAUCAGCACCAGCAUCGGCGAGGUGCCGCUUAUAGCCACCUUGAGUGAGGCCAGUGGCGGCUCUGGCUCCGCCGACGGCCAGGUGUACAAUCUGGAUGAUAUCUGCUUCACGCUGGAGUACCAGUUUGAGAACCAGAAGCUUGUCCAGGUGCAGCCGCCCACCGUGGUGUCGCUCAGCAUGAUGAGCACCAGUGCGGAGGGGGAAGCACCUUUGGAGACAAUUAACACCGUCCCCGUCUCCGCCACUAACUGUGAUAAUGGUCAGGCCAACUCGGUGGUCACCUCUCCGGCGUAUUUCACUAUCGAGACGAGCUAUGUGGAUGAGUACGAUCCGAAUGAGCUGGACGAGGACGAGCAGCUGACCCACUGCAUUCAACCGGGCGUUCUCCAUCGAGAUGUUGACGAGCACGAGGAGGAUGAGGAGGAGGAGGCCGGCGGGCAGGACGAGAACGAUCAGUUAAUGGCGAUGGCCUACGAGAGUUCGGACGAGGCUCUCAGUCGCUACAGAUGCAACUACGAGAACUGUUAUCGGAGCUAUAGCACAAUCGGAAAUCUGCGAACGCAUUUAAAAACCCAUACGGGCGACUACAGCUUCAAAUGCCCGGAAGACGGCUGCAACAAGGCCUUCCUCACAUCUUACAGCCUGAAGAUCCACGUCCGCGUCCACACGAAGGUGAAGCCGUACGAAUGCGAAGUGACCGGCUGCGAUAAGGCCUUCAACACGCGCUACAGAUUGCACGCCCACCUGCGCCUCCACAAUGGCGAGACAUUCAACUGCGAGCUGUGCCAGAAGUGCUUCACCACGUUGAGUGAUCUGAAGAAGCAUACGCGCACCCAUACCCAGGAGCGGCCUUACAAGUGUCCGGAAGACGACUGCGGCAAGGCAUUUACUGCCUCGCAUCAUCUAAAGACGCACCGACGAACGCACACCGGGGAGAAGCCGUAUCCCUGCCAGGAGGACAGCUGCCAGAAGUCGUUCAGUACAUCGCACAGCCUCAAGUCGCACAAGAAGACGCAUCAGCGGCAGUUGCUCAACAAGGGACGCAAAAAGCGGCCACUGAAGUCGCAACAGGGCAAACAGUUGACGGAUCAGGAACAGGAAAACCACCACGAGGAGAAGGACGAGCAGUCGGAGAUGUUGGUGCUAAAUCCUGGCAGUCACUGCUCGGAGACAACGAGUACAGACAGCGGAGUGGUGCUGCACACGGUGACGCCGCAGGAUCAGCAGCUGUCCAAUGUGUUUAUCCUGCAAUCCGAUGAGCCACUGAUCCUGCCGGAGACCUCACAGGCCUACCAGCUCUCGUAUGCCGCCGAGGAGGAGAUACCCAGCCCCUGGAUCGAUGCUGGGGUCCUGGUCUCCAAGCCCAUCAUUCCCAUGGCCCCGUCAACUGAUGCCUGCGUGGCCCUGCCCACCGAAAUGCCCAGUUUCGUGGACUUAAAGCCCAGCUACGGCAAUGCAGUGAGCGGCAACAUGGGUGAUAACCAAGUGGAGACCAUGGAUGUGGACUCCGCAGCGCAGUCGCAAUCAUUGCCCACACCCACGCUGGAACUAAACCAGCAAAACAUCGAGGAGCUGCUCAAGCAGGACAGCUUCGGCAACGAAGAGGACAUGGAGACGGAGUCCCUGCUGAACGACAUCCUCAUGACCAUCGACAACAACAGUGCCCUUCUGCAGGCCACGCUCCAGCAGGCCUCCCAGGUGCCCAGUGAUGCCUCCGGAUUGGUGGAACUGGACAUCAGGGACAAUAAGCCGACGCUCAAACAGAUCACAGCAGAUGCGGGCAUCUGCAAUUGCACCAACUGCAAGUGCGAUCAGACCAAGAGCUGUAACGGCGGCGAUUGUGGUGCAGCAGCGGCGACUGGUUCCCAAAAGGGCUCCACCAAGGCAACCACCACCACCACGACAAUCCAAAAUUCCAACGGAGGCAAACGUAUUUGCGGCGGCAGCGUGGCGACGGCCACCAAAAAAGUGAGUAAACGCGAGGCGGAAAUGAACCAGAACAUCGAGGAUGUUGCUUUACUGCUGCAAAACCUGGCUUCCAUGAGCACCGGCAGCUCCUCCGGUGGCGGCGGCGGUUGCUGCGGAGGUGGUGCAGCCGCUAAGCCAGCACCUUCAACUGGCGGCUGCUGCGGCGGGACAAAAGCUCCCGAGCCCGUGAAGAGCGGUUGCGGAUGUGUCCAGACCCCAGCUCCCUCCACCGGCGGUUGCUGCGGUGGAGGUGGUGCUGUUGCCUCGCCUACUCCGCCAACGCCGUCCACAGGUGGGUGCUGCAAACCAGCACCACCUCCUCCGGCUCCCGCGGCCUCAGGUGGGGGCUGCUGCUCGGGACAGGCCAAGGCCCAGGAGCUGCCCGUCAUCGGUACGAAUGCUGCUCCCGCAGUACCCGCCGCCGCUGCUGCCGUCAAGAGCAACUCCUGUACCUGCAAGAGUCCGGCUGAGGGCGUCGCCAACGGCUGCUGCGUGGUGAUCUGCAUUAAAACGCUGCAAGCUCUCCGCAAAGUUCUGACGCGCCGGAAUCUGAACCUAAUGCUUUGUCCACAGCAGAACUAAACUAAGAACUACUGUAUGUACACUAAUCCCAAGCAAACUCCUCCAAAGACCAAGUCUAAAAUGUAGCCCGAGAAUCCUGUAAUCAUGUAAUCCAAUCAAUCAAGUAUUGUGCCUGUAAAAAGUAUUUCCCUCAUUGAGAACCAGAAAUAUAUAGAGACCAAAAUUGAGUGCAUUUAA
Drosophila kikkawai is the source of this 3554-nucleotide messenger RNA. RefSeq names its product Metal response element-binding Transcription Factor-1 (gene MTF-1). Gene Ontology annotation, cellular component: chromatin; PcG protein complex; nucleus. Lineage: Eukaryota; Metazoa; Arthropoda; Insecta; Diptera; Drosophilidae. The record is from RefSeq and is a predicted model, not a curated record. Gene Ontology annotation, molecular function: DNA-binding transcription factor activity, RNA polymerase II-specific; RNA polymerase II cis-regulatory region sequence-specific DNA binding. Gene Ontology annotation, biological process: regulation of transcription by RNA polymerase II.